AUGGAUCGGCCACCCGGUCCUAUGCACGACCUGAUUCGGCGUGCCUACGAGGAGAUGCGCCUCUAUUCAAAUUAUUAUGCUGCUAUACGCAUCAUUACGGCAGGCCUGCAAUUGGGUGAGAGGGACAGUGAAGAGAAUGCGCUGGAGAGGCAAACCUCACGUCAGCCUUUCUUUGAUCAAGGUGGCACUCUGCAAGGGAGUUGUAGCCACAACAACGAUGUGUUCCUGAGCGACCGUUCUGGUGGGUCCUUUACCGAGUCUACAGCAGUGGGUAAGAGCAAGGUAAUAUCUGUCUCGGAAGGCACCAAAAUUGUGAGGGUGACACCACAGUUGCGCGGAGGUUUUAAUCGGACUCAAAAGUUUCGAAUGCUACUUUUACGUGCCGAUGCGUACUCGGCUUUAAAACGGCAUGAUAAAGCCCUACAAGAUGCUCAAGCUGCUGUUCUAAUGUCUCACGAACGUUCUGCGGAGGCCCAUUUUGUAAUGGGAAGGGAGUUCCUACGCCUCUUUCAACUUGAGGCUUCGGUGGUUGCCUUUGAUAAGGCGGAGUCUCUUCUUUGUUCGUCACCAAUUUAUAGUGGAAAUCCGUGUGUUGAAGAAAUCACGGCCGAGGACUUUUGGGCACAACGUGGGUACCACAUGGAGGAUGUUCAACGCUUGAAACUGAAUCGCUGUUCCAUGGAGCAGGAAGAACAAAAAGCACAUGGUGUGUUGUUGGGACAACGUGUAGAUGAUGGCGCAAAUGGUGUGCUUGCAUCAGAACACGCGUUGGUUACCUCGACAUCUUCUGAAGGUUCAAACGUUGCUAAUCCUCAGUUGCUCUAUUGGAGGCAGCUUGCUAAAGAGGCACGAGCUCUACAUAAGAUGAGUACUUCACAUAUCUUGCCUAUAGGCUUUCUUCAAACAGCACUUUUGUUUUUAGAUCAUCAAAUGAGUACAGUUCGGUUUGGUGUUGUGGCAUGUUUAGAAAACACGACUUCCCGAAAUUUUCGUUUGACAGGGUGUUCCUCUCCUGAUGCCGCCUUCCGGAAUGGGAUGCAAUUCCCUGAUACCAUUCCUCCCGGCUGUUGUGGUAUCGCUCUCCUUCAACCUCGAGGACGAUGGGGCGGUUUUGUGUGCUCCGUCUGCUAUGAGGUGGCAGAUAACGCUGUGUGUUGUUUUUUUUGCUUUGAAACUUCUUUCAUGGGGUCAAACAAGUGUGGUGUUCGCUUUGCAUCGGAGCGGCGUUCUUUAGAGUUUGCUUGCGGCUUGAGGGACCCUAAUAGCAACACUUCCGGGAGUUCGUCAUCGGACACCACGACGAGGGAGUUUGUUAAUUUUAAGAUACCGAAUCCAAGUCUGUGGCUCCCAACACACGUCGCACCACUACCAUCUGGACGCAAACUGAAAGUGUCUGGUGCAACGCGCAGCAAUAGUCGAGUUAUCAUGUUCUCUGUGACUGAAAUUCUCUCCGUUCGUCUACGAUCCGUGGAACUUCUGACUGCUUUGGAGUUUGCAGGCCCUGUUGUAUUAAAAAAGAUGAGUGCCGUAAACCGGCGGUACCGCGAGUUAGUCAACAAUCUUCCACCAACAAUGUUUUUUGGUUCGAGUCGCUGCUUAUAUCCCGACUACUGUUUGUUGAGUGAUCGCACAAGUUCACCCUGGAUUGUACAUGACAAGGAGCCGGUGAGGUGGAGCUUCGUCUUUGAUGGCCGAUUGAUGAAUCGAGAACUUUUCAUGGUGUCCGACUCUACCGACCCUCAAAACAAUAUUUUAUACUUUUCAGGCGAGAGUUGCGGUUCCAUCGAAACAGUGGUGUUCUAUGGCGAUCGACGCACUCUCAUUGCACAGAUAAAGGGCAGUUGGGUACCUUUCAGUAGUACGUUGUACUUUUGCACAUCGUCGGGUCGUACUUUUGCCUCCUGCUUUCUUAACCGAAAUUCUGAAUUGACGCUUGUCUGGGAAGGCGCCAGCAAGAAAAACAAGUCGGAGGAUGUGGAGUAUGUUAUGCAUCGGGUGGAAUCUGUCCGGCGCACAGGAUUUGGUGGGACAACAAGCACGGUGUCAAAUCUUUCCACUGUAAAUGGCUUUGGUGGUACCGAAGAAAGUAAUUCCAUGUUAUUCUCUUCCUCGAGUGGGGUUGUUUUGGCUUCGCCUCUUGCACCGUCCAGAGGCAAUCGGGGCUCUUUGGUUGAGAAAUAUGCCGUCUGGCGUUCACAGGGAACAAAUGCAGGCAGUGCUGCGUGCGGCAUUACUAGGCAAACGAACAACGGAAUGGAGCUGGUAGCUGAAGUCACAAUUAGUCCCCCCUCUGCACAGACAGUGACGAAAGGGAGUGUCAUUGCUGAAAUUACAUUCUGUACAGGUGCUGAUGCGCUGUUGGUUACACUGUUGGCGUAUUGUCGAUUCCAAUGGGAUGGAUGA
Messenger RNA from Trypanosoma cruzi, 2403 nucleotides. RefSeq lists its product as uncharacterized. The record is from RefSeq and is a predicted model, not a curated record. The transcript has a single exon. The coding region runs from base 1 to 2403 and encodes 800 amino acids. Gene Ontology annotation, molecular function: protein binding. NCBI's taxonomy places the organism in Eukaryota, Euglenozoa, Kinetoplastea, Trypanosomatida, Trypanosomatidae.